GGCGCUUCUCUCUGCUACAAGUUUCAGUGAUAUUAACCUCUUAUGUUGUCUCGUAUUGUUUUGUAAUAAGAAAACACGAAAUAUAUGCUCUUGCAUCAGAGCUUGAAGUAAAUAAAUAAGGUUAAAUAUUUACCAUUUCAAAUAUUUCCUUCUUGUAAUAAUUUUGUAGAAUGUAGCAGUGUGCUAUAUUACUUCUGGCAAUUAAAUUAAUAAUAAAGGAGUGUAAAAUGCAUAGUGAAAGUGAAGAAGGAGAAAUUGUAUUCGAUUUUGAAGAUUUUACAGAAGAAUUACAUAGUUUUCCGCAUAUUAUAAAAUUCAUACGUAAACUGCACGACCAUAUUAAAAAACAACAGAAGAAAAUUGAUAAACUACGAAGGAAACUUAAUGAGCAGAAACAGCAAGACUUGCUCUGUACAAAAACAUAUGUACACUGUGGGACUCAGACAAAUCCUUUAGAUUUCAAUAAAUUAUCAUUAUCACAGAAUUGGGAUGUUAGUGAUAGCGUAAAAUCACCUAGUAUAGUAGAUCAAGUGACGCAAGUAGCAGAAUCAGCUUUAUUACAGACUGGUUUUGUUUAUGAGCAAACAUCAGGAAUGUAUUAUGAUUAUAAUACUGGAUAUUAUUAUGAUACAAAGCAAGGUUUAUAUUACGAUGGAAAUACGGGAACAUAUUACUACUAUGAUGAGGCUAGUAAGACGUACCAAUUUCACAGUCAAAUUUGUACAAACAAGACUACUCCAACACAUCUUGCAACUUCUCAAAUGAAGGAGGAACAAGGAAUUGGAAAAUCAUACAAGGAUGACGUUAAAAAACGAAAACUUAUAAGUGAAGAAAAUUCGGAAGAUAAAGUACCUGAAGAGGGCGAAUGUUCAGAGAGUGAGAAUGACGGCGUUUUUGACGAAAUUAUGCCUGACGUAUAUACGAGUAGCGAAAAUGACGAUGAAGAACAAGAUUUAGCAAAAAAUUAUCCACCAUGUAUGAGAAUUAUUGUCAAGGAAACAGAUUUAACGAAAUUAAAAUUAGGCUCCCUUUUUCUCGUGACAUGUACAGGAGGUUCAUUAGGUCGAGAGGGAGACCAUUCGGUGUUGAUACCGGACAUAAAUAUUAGUAAGUAUCAUGCACGUUUUAUAUAUGACGAAGCCAAGAAACAGUAUCAAGUAAUAGAUUCUGGUUCAAGAAAUGGUACUUUUAUAAAUGGCAAAAGACUGUCAGUAGCUAAGCAAGAAUCUGAGCCUCAUGAAAUAACGCAUGGGUCAGUUAUAAAAAUUGGCGGAACGAAAUUAUUAUGCCAUAUUCAUAAUGGAAAUGAAACGUGUGGCCAUUGCGAACCGGGUCUUGUUCAACAAAACAUCAAUCUCAAUGAAAAUAAGGCUUUGAAGACAAAGCUUCAUAAGGAAGAGUUGCGACGUCUGAAACAUAAAUUUGGAAUUGAAAAUGAUAAUGUUAUAUCUAGUAGUCAAUUAGCUUCGGGUUAUCAAGACAGAGCGCAAGCUAGGCGGCAGCAUGUAGGUUCCUCGGAUCCUCACGCUAAAACGCAACAAAGUUCUAUUUACACAUCCAUAACAAAGGAUAAUAAAGGAUUCAAGUUGCUUUCAAAAAUGGGUUGGUCUGAAGGUCGCUCCUUGGGCAAAGAUGGAGAUGGAAGGACAGAACCUUCGCACCGUCGCCGCGUACCGAUUUAGUCCUGGUUGCUUGUCUUGUCGCAUUUCAACGGCGAUAAAACGAGCACCGUCGGUACGAGUAGAACAUUCGUAUGAUAACGAGAGUAACUAUGCGAAAUGGCGAAAGAAGAAACCGCUCGGAUUGCAGACCGUGAACAACAGAGUAGUAGCCGGGGAUAAUAAAUGCAAAUGUAUUAAAAUCCAAAUCAUUAUUUUGUCUAGACGCAUCAUAUGCCUCAUUGCAUAUACUAGGAUACACAGUCGGCGGUGACGUCUGUACGCAUAAAAGGAUUGAAGGGUGGGAUAAAGACACAUAUAUACACACACGCAUGCAUGCGCGCGCGCACAAGCUCUCUCUCUCUCUCUCUCUCUCUCUCUCUUCCUCCCUCCCUCUUCCUCUUCCUCUCCCUCCCUCCUCCCUGUUAUUUCUCUCGUCUGUACUGGUGUUCAUUGUGCCUAACUAUCCAUUUGUUUGUCCUGUUGUCCUAGUAGUCUCCUCCCUAUCCACCUUUUUUGUCAAAUUCGUAUUUUGCUCUAACAGUUAUUUCCAUUAAAGCCGCUUUUAUUUUUUGCUCGUAAAACAUCACAUUGCUUUAGAACUAGAAUUUGAAGUUACGUUUUUUGUCAUAUAUGAUUUUCUUUUAAAUAAAUAUUAUAAAUAACAGUAUAUGAA
This is a messenger RNA of Wasmannia auropunctata (little fire ant), 2334 nucleotides long. Its product is annotated as angiogenic factor with G patch and FHA domains 1. The transcript has 8 exons. Gene Ontology annotation, molecular function: protein binding; nucleic acid binding. Lineage: Eukaryota; Metazoa; Arthropoda; Insecta; Hymenoptera; Formicidae. The coding region runs from base 228 to 1682 and encodes 484 amino acids. The record is from RefSeq and is a predicted model, not a curated record.